AUGAAAUUCACCGCACUACUGCUAUGCUUUGCUGCUAUGGCAUGGGGAGCUGAGCCCCAACGACGAGAUGCCAAUGCCACCGAGAGCGGCUACAAUAUGGCAUCGUUGUCUAGUGCACUGUCUGUCGAUCCUGGAUACAGUUUGAACUAUCUAUUGACAUCCAAUAUUAGAGCCCAUCUUACAUCGAAUACAACGGCCACGGCUCAUUUUGAGAACAUCUCGGCACCGCCCAGAUCCCUCAUUCCCGAAAUCUUGUCGGUCGUGCCCAUGACCGUGAUCUGGGAACUUAUCGACCCGCAGUCGCGCAGUAUACUAGCGAGCCAGUUCAGCGCCGGGACCACCCCUAGCUGGUACAACAGUCUUCCCACUGAUGUGAAGAGCUACAUGUCCGUGGUGAAAUCGCAGAUCUCGGCGGGUGCUCUGACGGCGACGGCGACGGCGACUACGACUACGACGGGGUCUGCGAGCGCCACCAAGAACGGGGCGACUUCGACCUCGAGCGGGAUGGCGGCGCAGCCUACGGCGCUCACCGCGUCGGUGAUCGGGGCCUUGAGUCUUCUCGGGCUGGCCCUAGCGUUGUAG
Penicillium atrosanguineum is the source of this 582-nucleotide messenger RNA. RefSeq lists its product as uncharacterized. The transcript has a single exon. The record is from RefSeq and is a predicted model, not a curated record. The coding region runs from base 1 to 582 and encodes 193 amino acids. NCBI's taxonomy places the organism in Eukaryota, Fungi, Ascomycota, Eurotiomycetes, Eurotiales, Aspergillaceae.